UGAGUCAUUCUGCACUCUAGAUACGUUAAUUGCAUUAAAAAUUCUAAUUUUAACCGUAAUGGCGGAUUAAUUUGUGUUAAUGUGUUAAUUUUGGAAGCACUAAUUCAUAUGUGUUAUUCUUUAAGACUUAACUAUUAACAUUUUGCACAAGUGUUUCAAGUUCAUUACAGACUUGCUGGUUCUUUUAUUAAUCAGCUAUCAUGACCAUGGUAAUAAAUUACUGCUUAUUACCACAUUAUUACUUUCUGUAACUAACAUACAAAAAUGCACAUAAACAUGCUUACUUAUUCCCAAUAUUGUCGCAGUUACCUGCGUGCAGUCUCUCGUCUCUGGACAGCUGACAAGAGCUGGCUAAACAACAACAGCUGGUUUAUGACGUAACCUUGUGCCAGUGUAGCAGAUUUCAAAUGGAAUACUGCGUUGUGACGACAGACACAGACUGGUCUGUUGGAAACUGGAUUUAUUUUCUAAAAGACAGUUCAGCAGCAAAAUCAGUGUCACACAGCAACAGCAGGCCUCUCCUUAUCCCUGUUUAGCACAAGGAACACAUAAACGGAUGGUGUAACAGAUAAAAGGCAGUUCCAAUUACUAUUUUCCUCGUUCAAAGUAAUCAAAAACACUUUGGAGCCCUUUAGCCAUAAAAACUAAUACUUAGUAAAGAAAAAUACACCAAAUUUAAACAUAUAAUAGUACAGGGAGAGGAGCUACAGUCAUGCAAUUCAAUUUAAUUCAAUUCAUUUUUAUUUAUAUAGCGCCAAAUCACAACAAAAGUCGCCUCAAGGCGCUUUAUAUUGUACAGUAUACUAUUAUAUUGUACUACUAUACUAUAAUAAUUGUCGCACUGACCUAGUAGGUGUGGCUGUUACUCUUCUCUUCCUCCUCCUGCACUACCUGCUCUGCGCUGCUGCUGAUUAGACCUGGUGCGCGCUGCUCCGCCAGGUGAGCUGAAUUAGAGCAAUCAAGGGCUGGCAUGCCUAGUAGACCUUAAAAUGCAUGUAGCAGUCAUUUGACCUGAGUGCGACAUACUGAGAGGACAGCAAACAAAGCAAUCCACUUUCCACUGUGAGGAAGACUUUGAGCUAGACGGGCUAUCGGUUUUUCACCUAUCUAGCAAAACAGCUACCUACCUGAAUGAACCUGAAACUGGUCAAAAAUAAAUGGAGUGAAAUUCAAAGUCUGGUCUUUUUCAAGUGUAGGCUCCUCACAGACAGAGAACACUUGACAGUGAAAAACCGGCCUGGCCAGUAAAGAAACCGGCCUUGACCAGUGAAGACUCCACAAAAGCUCACCACAAAGACGGAGAAGACUCCACCUGGGGGCCUGGAGGAAAUCGCAACUUUCCGUUUGCCUGUCCAACCAAUAACCAAGAAAGCAGCAUGGCUGAGUCCAAGUCACUCGAAGAGCUGAAAAUAGAGUGAACCACUGCAAAAAGACUGUUUUCCAGACUCACCAACCAUAUAAUAAGGACUCACAUGGAUACGUCUGUAGAGGAGCUGCAGGAUUCCUUCAAGAGACUCACAGCAGAGGGCUCCAAAGUGAUUGACGUGAAUGAGGAGCUUGAGGCCACCUACAUCACGCAGUGUGAAGCAGAGGGCACACCGGAGCUGAUGGGCCAACAGAGAGCAGAUGUCGAGAAAAUGGAGAAAGAAUGUGAGCAGAAGUUGAAGGAGGCGAAGCACCUGAUCAGAGAGACCCUGUGGACAUCAUAUGGUGAAAGAGAACUGACCCUUGCUCUAAAAUCAGCAGAAAUGGAGUGUGAGAACGUCUCAUCCACUCAGCCUGAUGCACCCCUGGAGGCAUAUGAUUUUAUGCUCCACCAUCUAGAACUGGUGAAGAAAGCUAAGCAGGCACACCAGACAUGGAACCGCAGGACUCCACCUGCUGAGAGGCGAGAUUGUGAUCGUCGACUAAUGGAGCUCGAAACCUGCCUUCCAAAGCUUGUGUCAGGGAAAGCAGCCCUGAUCAAAGCAGAGAGAAUUAAAAGAGAUGCCGACCAAGCAGUUGUCACAGUCCGCAACGCAGCCCCGGUCUCAGCCAUAAAACUGAAAGCCACAGCUUUACCAAAGUUCACCGGCAGCCAGCGUGAGUUCUACAGAUGGCGGAAGGAAUGGGAGGCUCUGCAAAAGCAAGGUGAACCAACCGGGUCCAUGGAAGUAAAGAAAUUCCAACUUCUCGAUAGCCUCGAUGAUAAAGUGGCCAAAGAUCUGCGCCUGUCCACAUACACCUCGGCAGAUGAGAUCUUCAGAGUCCUUGAGAACUGCUAUGGAAAUCAAGCCACCAUCGCCAUUGAAAUCAUUGAGGAGCUUCAAGCUAUCCCUCCUGUCCGUAGCAACCAGCCUAGAAGAAUAAUAGAGCUUAUCCACGCAGUUGAAAAGGCCCUCUAUGAUUUAAAUGAGCUGGAUAAAGCAAAUGCCAUGAAGAACCUAUUAGUAAUAAAGUCUAUUGAAAGCAAGCUGCCUGAGUCCCUAAAGAAAGACUGGCUUACCCACGCUGCUGAUCCAAAGAAUGCUGUGACUCAUCAGAAUCAGUUUGACAAGCUGCUCGCCUACCUCCAAUCUCAAGAGUCCAUCUACGAGCAGUUAGACCAGCUGAGAGACAUCGACCCUGCCAAGGAGAGAACAAAGUUCCCAAUAAAGUACGCCCGUACCAAGUCAGUUAAAUCCAGUACUGAUCCAGCAGGCUGCAUCAUCUGUGGGGACCCGAAACACAAGAGAAAGCUCUACAUCUGCAGACGGUUUAGAACCAACACAAAGUUACAGGAGAAAAAAGAUGCAGUGCAGCAACUUGGAGCCUGCAAGAGGUGCCUCGAGAUCCACGACGAACCCUGCAGAAAGACGACUUACCUGUGCCGAAAUCCAGAGUGCAAAGACCAGCAUCAUUACCUUCUUUGUCCCUUGCCACGACCCUUAUCACAAAGGUCCAAGUCUGGUCCGGUGAGAGCUGAGAGGAGGAGGUACACAGAGGUUCAAGAAGAGUUCAUCUCUAAACUAUCGCCAGAGCUAGCACAGCAGUGUCGGGAAGCUUUCUGCAACAUCUCAUCACGAGCCUUCAACUCCAUGGCAGCAGAGAGAGGUCUACUGGAGGAGACUGGUCUAAAAGAGUACCCUGUGAUUCUGAUGCUCCUUGACGUCAUUGCCAGUGAUGGACAGAGAAUUGGGACACUAAUUGAUCUAGCAUCUGACACAAAUUACAUAAACCACAAAGCUGCAAGUAAGCUCAACCUUCGCAGUGAAGACGUCAUGCUUGUCAUCCACGGUGUCGGAGGUAUGAAGGUGUCUGUGGCAACCAAGCGCUACCUUCUCAAGAUCCGUGUCAACACCUCGAGAGGAACUUUAAAGCCUCACCAGUUAGUCUGCUAUGGUCUUGACAAGAUUGCUGAAGUGAAAAGACACGUUCCACCUCAGAAGCUACAGAAGAUCUUCCCGGACGUCCCGCUCCGAGACCUCGUCAGACCCAGGGAGAUCCAGCUUCUAAUCAGCCAUAAAGAAGGCCAGCUGGUGCCCAAAAAGAUCCGCUCCAUCGGUGACCUGGUGCUCUGGGACGGUCCACUUGGCAAGACAAUCGGGGGCACGCAUCCAGACCUCUUUGAGGAAGUCACCUUGAUGGCCCACACCUCCAAGACUCACUUCGCAAGAUCAAUGAGAGCUGCUGCAUUCAAGUACCAAGAGUUCACUAAAGACCUGGCUUCCUGUCAGCAUCCUGGUCACCCUGAGACUCUAUCCACCACAGCUACCAGCAGCAGAGACUUUCUGAAGUGGUGGAGGUGGGAAAGCAUCGGAGCCGCUUGCCAGCCGAGAUGUGGAGGGUGUCGUUGUGGGAACUGCCAGCCAGGGGGGUAAAGAAAUGACGCUCGCUGAAAA
Messenger RNA from Oreochromis niloticus (Nile tilapia), 3860 nucleotides. RefSeq lists its product as uncharacterized. The transcript is spliced from 2 exons. Lineage: Eukaryota; Metazoa; Chordata; Actinopteri; Cichliformes; Cichlidae. The record is from RefSeq and is a predicted model, not a curated record. The coding region runs from base 1473 to 3839 and encodes 788 amino acids.